AUGAGCAACCAAGGAUCUAAUGGGUUUCAGAACUCAUCUAAAAGCAAGAAAGAUAAGUAUGCUCAAGGACAAGAUGUUGAUAAUGGUGUGCUGAUUAAAUUAGAAAGUAUUGUAUCUCAGUUGGAGGCAGAUGGAGAUUCUAAAAACUUUCAACCAUUAGUGGAAUUUUCUCAGAAGGGUUUUAUGUCCCAAGCUGUCCAAGGUUGGUCUUACUAUGCCCAAGUUAAUAACCAUGCAAAAUUUUCUCAAAGCACUAGAACAUUAGCUAAGGUACUUCAACUAUUAAGUAGUGACGCUAACGUUUGUGAAUACGGUAGCGUAGUUAUUAGGUCCAUCUUAACCAAUUAUUCAAAAGUUUUGUACAGAGGUUUGAAUAAUUUAAGAGCGUCACUGACAAAUCCUAUGCUGUUUUUGAUGAAAGAAAUGGUAACCUUCAACUCCAAUCAACAUUUAGAGGAAUUUAUAGCAUACUUCGAUUUUUCAUUACCUGUAAUUCCAAAAAUUUUAACUCCAAGUAAGGCUGAAUUGGAAGCUACUUCUGAUGCUCCAAGAGGAAAAUUCCACUCUAUGAGAAGGACAUUCAUUGAUUUAUGGUUGAUUCUUAUUUCUGGGUGUCCAUCUUUAUUAAGAAAAGACUUAUUAAUUGAUAAUUUUAAGAUUAUGGGAGCUUGGUUCAAGUACAUGGACAAGAUUGAUGAUGUAGAAAUUAUGGGACGCACAUUGGAUGUAUUCAUAAGUUAUAUCUUGGAAGAAAAAUCAUUCAAAAGGAUGACAAAGACAAAAGUGUUGAAUGAAUUGGCUUUAGAUAAGAUACAAUCUUUUUUCUACUCGCAGGAUAAGGAUCUUGUUAAAAAGACAAAUAGAUUUUUCAUACUUUAUGCCUGUAAUCCCGAAACGUCUGUCGCAUUUCAUGAUAAUUCUGUAUGGUUUGCAGAGUCGCCAUUUGGUAGUAAAGUAGAUGGUGUUGAAAUCACAGUGUAUCAAAAGAAAUUCAAAAUAUUUAACAAAUUGUUGUUCAACAUAUUAAAGAACUUCAAGCCAUGGGAAGACGAUUUACAAUGUUCAACAGUAAUAAGAAUUUUGGAAAGUGUACCAGAAUUAAUUCCACCAUAUUGUACUAUGUUGGCAGGCCAGAGUAAUCAUGAUCCAAGAAUGACAUCUUAUUGGUUUGGUACCACAUUAUUACUAUGUAGAAUAAUAAAUUUGAAAAUCCCGAGUUUUAUGGAAAAUAUUCAAACAGAUUCACUGCCAUCUGUUUCAUUAGUAAUUGAAAAUAUUAUCCCAUCGUUGAUAACUAAAGGUUCGUUGACAAAGGCUUUCCAACAUGAAUCACCGCUAAUAAGACAAAUGGCUUGUCAAAUGUUAAUAUUUUCCUUUAAGAAAUUUGAAAAAGUGUUAGAUCUAUAUAAUGUGAAAGGAUGGCAAUCCGGCAGAGUAGGUAUUACCAAUGCUUUCCAUUCAUCUAUCCCUGAGCUUUCAGUUAUUGUAACUGCAUUAAAUCAGGUUUACACUAAUAAUAAAGAAAACAGAGUCCUAUCACUAUCCCUUACAGAAAUUCUAAAACAUUAUAGCACACAAUUUUCAAAUUUCUUUAGUAUUAACCUGCCAUCAACGAAUAUUUACACCGACCUAAUGAAGAGUGAUACUCUUGAUGGUAUGGAUUUAGCUAUUUUAGAUGGUUUUUUACAAUUCCAAGAAUAUAACGGUAUGCAAGCAAAAUGGUGGAAUUCCUCAUCAACUUCAAAUUCUUUAUUCACUUCCUUAUUAAGACUAGCAUCUUCUAAUAACUUCAGUAGUGCAGUUUCAGUCAAGAUCUCUAAAUUGUUAGAUGGCUUACUUUAUGGUACAAUUAUUUUCAAUAAGCAUUUCGCAUCAUCAAUGACUGCAUUAAUAAAUAGUUUGCAAAUGGUUUCAGUGGAUGCCGAAUUAUGGAAUAGUAACGUUAUAUGGAAACUGUUGGAUGAAACGAUUUCAAGAUGUAUUCGCACACCAUAUAAAUACGUUGAUCAGUCAGCAAAUUACGAUAAUAUUUCGCCAUUUAUCAUUACAUUGAUGGAACAAUGGAAGUUUAUACAAGAAAAUGAUAUGACUGAAAAUACGAUGAAAUGGUUAUGUGUCUUCUUAAGAUACAUGAUAUUUUUAGGUGAAUCUGAAAAGGGUAUAAACUCUAUAUUUAAUGAAAAUACAAGUGAAAAGAUGAAAACUUUCACUAAAAUUUACUUAAAUUUUGAUAACUACAAUGAAACCAUAAAAAUAAUAAAUGAAGAAAAAUAUUUAUUAUCAAAAAGAAUUGAAUCUUCAUUUGCUGACUUUAUUAUGAUUGUUCCAUUUCAAAAGAUGUCUAAGUUUACUCGUUUGCCAACUAGUAACUUCGAUAUACUUGCAUUGGUCUAUAGAAUUAAUCUAUUGAUUAAAGAAGACGCAAUUAAAUUUGACAAUAACUUUAAAGUAACAAUUGAAAAUUUGGUAGAAAAGCUACUAAAUUAUUGUAGUUCAAGCUCUGACUUGAAUUUAUCGAAUAUCGAAUUUUUAGAUUUCCUAUUUUCAAUUGUGGAUGACAACUUAUCAAAUACUCAGUCAAAAGAAAAAUUCAUAUUCUUUGCAACAUAUUUCCUGAAAUAUGUUUUAAAACUGAUUCCAGCUACUACGUCAUUGGAAGAAUUCGGUUUUAACCUGCUACAAAUUGUUCGUAAAAACAUUGAAGAUGACAUUGAAGGUCGUGACGUUCUAUUUUGUACUUUGUUCAUGUAUAUUGACGAAAGUUCUAUAAUGGCGUUGCUAGAAGAAAACUUCACAUUUACAGAAGAUUCUCUAGCUGUCGUGUUGCAAAGGUUACUAUCUAUAGAAUGUUCAAGAAUUCCGUUUAAGAACUUCAUCGAGGUAGUUAAAAAGGGUAUUUCAAAUAUGAGAACUUUAUUGGCAAAGUUUAUCGAGUUAGAAAAAGUGGACAAUUUUGACUCUCUUGAAUUCCUGAUGAGUAUCAUUUCUAGUGAUGAUAACGUUUUAUUGUUAAAGGCUUAUGUUUCAUCAAAGGAUUUUGAAAUUGAUCCUUUAAUCUCAGUCUUAGAUCAAAUCAAGAAAAUGCCAAAAUUAUCUGUAACCAUGGCGGUCGCAACCUCAAAAACUGAAAGUCCCUUAUUGAAAGAUUUCUCUAACGAAUUAAUUCAACAAAUUUCAAGCAAUUUCUGUAAUGACAAUGAUUAUCCUAAGGAAGAUGCAUUGAAACUACUUGUGCAAAACUUUGAGGAACUUUCUGAAGAAAAUUCUGUUAAAAUUGAGAAGUAUUUGAUAUCUUCAUCUACGCAUAAAUACAGCUCUUCAGUGAUAAAAUAUAUUAGUCUAAGAUCCAAUUUCAAUGAUGAAGAGGUUGAAAAAUGGAUGAAUAAGUUAGUAUUGUAUAUUACCAAGAAUUUGUCUGAAAAAGAAGAAUUAUCAAGUAAACUUAUUGAGACUAUUGAAGAGUUCAAAGCAAUUGUUGAAGAAAUUCCAGUUUGGGAAAAGAUUAAUACAAGUAUUUUGAAUACUCAACUAGAAGCUGUGUUAAGUACUAAAUGGAUUACUUCCAAAGUAAUUUUGGAAUAUAUCAUGUUACUUUUAUUUUCUGGUGGUGCAAAGAUUAAAGAGAAUCAAAAAUUCUUACAAUUAGCAUUGAAUAAUGAGUACAAUCUUUUAUUGAAUCCAAUGAAUGAUACAUAUGAAGCAUAUUUAACCGCUUCUUUGAUAUAUACCCUUUAUUCUUCAAACGAGUCUGCUAAUAGUAAUACUUUCAUUCAAGAAAAACUUCUAGAAUUCUAUGGAGGGUCUGUCUCAUUAAAGGACAGAACCUUAUUAAAAAUCAUAGAAAAGAUUGAAGCAAAUACAUCCACUUCUUGGACCAAUUACAUAUAUACCUGGGAUUAUCUGGAAGAAUAUGAUACUGGAUCUAUUGAGAUGAUCGGUGAAGUUAAGCUGAUUACUAAAAAGAGAGAGGGUUUUGUCGUUACGUUGAGGAAAGAUAUGCUAAGAAAAACUAUCGAGAAUUAUGUUUUGGAAAAGCCAAAUAUUCCUGAAGUUAUUGGUAGUUCCACUUCUAAUUUAUGGAAAAACUUCAAAAAUACAUAUGAGUCCUCAAAAAGAUUUGGAAACUGUGCCUCCAUUUACGAUCCAUUGUUCAUUUUACUUCUAAUUCCGCAUAAUGGGGAAUUGGUUCAACAAGUCAAAGUAGAUGAUAAUAUUAGUUAUAAAUUCCAAGUCAAGAGAAUGCUUUCCUCACUAUUAUUUCAAUUAUGUAUUUGCUCACUAUCUGAAGAAGGUAUUGUUGGUAAUAUUGCAUUAAAUUUGAUUACUGAAAUGAUGCACAGUUUGGAAGAUAACGCACAAUUCAAAGAAUCAUUGGCGUUUAAAGUUCUCCUAAAGAGAAUUGUAUUUACACUGAUGGCAAGCAAACAAAAUGAUUCAGAAAACUUCCAUACUCCUCCACCAGUGGUUUGGUUUGCCAUUUCGCGUAUUUGUGAUAUUUUGUCUCAGCCAACCUCUCUGCUUUACGAAAGGGCAUACCGUUGGGCACUAAAUGGACAUAUAAUUCGUUCGAAUGAAAUCCCAUUGCUAAGAGAAAUCAUACAACCACAAUCAGACAGUGUUGUUUACGACAAUUACUACAAACAGUUUACUUGGAUUUUAGAAACAUUAGAUCAAGGUAUCAAAAUUGAAAGAGAUAUUCACCUGUUGAAAUCCAAAGGCAUUUUUGAGUGGAUCUUCAACAUCUCUUCUUCUCCAUACUCUAACGGAAGACUACGUUCGUUGAUCAACUCGAUAAUAUACAAAGUUCAAAGAAUUGACAGUGGUGGUUCUACAUUGUUAACAAGAUAUGGUGCAUUAUCCAAAUUGGAAAUCAAUGGACUUGACCUCUCUGAAAAGGUUGGCGAAGCCAAAAAAGUUCUUGAGAAGAACGAAAAGAAUCGUAAUAACUUGAGGUCUCUGCUUCAGCUACAAGAACAAGAACUGAAUAACAAGGAAUUGUUAGAAGGGUUCAUUGAAAUCGUCGGAUCUCAAAAGAGACUGGCAGAUUGGACUGCAGAUGAUGACACCAAUAUCGCCAAAAGACUACGUACCCAAAAUUUAUAG
Messenger RNA from Vanderwaltozyma polyspora DSM 70294, 5103 nucleotides. It is a transcript of the gene URB1, whose product is annotated as Urb1p. Gene Ontology annotation, biological process: maturation of LSU-rRNA from tricistronic rRNA transcript (SSU-rRNA, 5.8S rRNA, LSU-rRNA); maturation of 5.8S rRNA from tricistronic rRNA transcript (SSU-rRNA, 5.8S rRNA, LSU-rRNA). The transcript has a single exon. Gene Ontology annotation, cellular component: nucleolus. Bases 1 to 5103 code for a protein of 1700 amino acids. The record is from RefSeq and is a predicted model, not a curated record. Lineage: Eukaryota; Fungi; Ascomycota; Saccharomycetes; Saccharomycetales; Saccharomycetaceae.